Parus major (Great Tit) is the source of this 8946-nucleotide messenger RNA. RefSeq names its product SEC31 homolog B, COPII coat complex component (gene SEC31B). Lineage: Eukaryota; Metazoa; Chordata; Aves; Passeriformes; Paridae. Gene Ontology annotation, molecular function: structural molecule activity; protein binding. The record is from RefSeq and is a predicted model, not a curated record. Bases 3616 to 7263 code for a protein of 1215 amino acids. Gene Ontology annotation, biological process: intracellular protein transport; endoplasmic reticulum organization; COPII-coated vesicle cargo loading. Gene Ontology annotation, cellular component: COPII vesicle coat; endoplasmic reticulum exit site. The transcript is spliced from 27 exons.
AGCUGUCGUGGAGGAAUGUGCUGAGCCCUGCCCCGCAACAACCCCACCUUGCACACACCAGUGAUUAGCUGAGAUUAGCUGAGUGUCUCUCUGCCUUCUGUAAUCGGGGUUUAUAAUAAGCACGUAGGAGACCAGCCUGGCUAUGGGGUGUUGGGGAGUUGCGGAAGGAGGGUGUCAGACAAGUGCAAAUGGAAGAGGCUGUACAGAGAUUUUAAAUCAAUGCUGGGAUGUGGAAACUGUAGGGACAGUUUGUAUCUUAACCAUUGUGUCAUAGCUGGGGGAUGUUUUUCAGGUCUUAGGCUGUCUGCUUGUCACUUGGAUGACCUUGGACAAAUCUUUUUUUGUUCUGCCCAAGUUUCACGUUUAGCUAAGUGUGGGGAGGUCAGCCUAUCAGGUCUUCUGUGUGCACUGCUGCAAGUCCAAUAUCAGCAGGAACUGUUCAGCGAGGAAUGGUUGGGUGUCCAGUGGCAGGAGCACUAGGAAAGUCAGUGGGAGGGGAUUUCUGAUUGACAGUGUUUGGGUGGUGCAAGAGAGAGAAGGCCUCCCUAGAGUGCUAUCAGGGAUAAUUAUUAUGACAGCUUUGAGGGUAAAUUAGCUCAUACAGCAACCAUGGUCUUACUAUAAUGUACUGUAAUGUUGUAUGUAUUUCAGGAUAGCAGAGGUGAGGAAUUUUUGCCUCUGACAGCAUUGUUUGCAUGGUCUAAUAUAACUUAGGAAUUUUCACCGUUUAGCUACAUGCUCUCCAUUUCUCUGUGGUGGAAUGUGCUCUGACCUGUCAGGUUUUGCUUUGCAGGCAUUGUUACCCUUUAAGGUCUGUGCAGGAAGCCAUGUCUGGGGAAAGUUGUGGGGAAUUGUUGCUUCUGUCCACUCCAUUUGGGGCUGAGAUUCAUUAAUAUAUUAGAUCUGUAAUUGGAUGGAUGUCUGUAGAAGAAGAGUGAGGAAUUGUCGUGAUUAAUUGAUUAGAAGUCCUGAGAAAAGCAUGAGCUUUCUUGGAAGUCUUAGCUGCUAUUUUGACAGAUGACAGCAGGUGGCAACCUCUCCUUAAAAAUUCUAUUGUGGAAGAGUUCAAUAUUUGCAAAUUUUUCUCAGGCAGUCAGAAGAGUUUGCUAAAGAAGGGCUUUUUUCCUUUAAGUAUUAUGGGUCCUCUCUUGGAUACAGAUAUGCACAGUGUAUAGAAGGGUCACUUCUCUAAAAGUAAGACUCAAGUCAGGCUUCUUUUUUUUCCCCUUUCAAACUCAGAGCUCACUGACUUGAGGAGGAGGUGCUGCUGUAUCUGCAGAUCCUGAGCUGCAGUGGAGCUGAACUGCUCGGACAUUCCUAAAAGAUAGUGUGAUAUUGUGAUCUUUUAGCUUCUUAUGCAUCCUCUGUGGGCCUUCUCAAGUCUUGAAACCACUGCUGGUUUGCCUUUAGGGCCAAGGACACAGUGAAUCUGUUCAGUACCUAUGAUCCAGCACUUCUGCAGUUGUUCUGUUGACAUUGAGCCACUCUAAAUGGAGUGUUGUUUGCUUUCCUCUAUUUGUGUGGGUUACCAUGACCAAGACACUUUACCUUCACAUUCUGUCCUGACUUAAGUUUGUGAAAAGAGAACAGUAAUGAUGCAGUAAUUGACUUUCUUAUGUAAAACGUUCUAUUGACAAGAAAAGCCAAACAAUUGAUCAAUACUGUUCUGCACAAUUUUUGCAGCUUAUCUUUAUUUGUGCAUUAAAUGCAAAUUAUUUCAGCCAUGCAAUCAGUCCAACACAGAGGUAAGGAGGGGGAACUUGUACCAUUUACCCUACUAAGUUUGUGAUAGUUGCAUUCUUCAGUGAUUCCUUACCAAUUAAUUUCCUGUAGGGAAGAGGUCUGUUGGCCAUUGUCUAUUAAUGUUCACAGGGAAGCUGCCCUCUCAAAAGCCAAGAAGCAGUGAGGCCUGAGUGUACAGCCAGCUCCUUCACCUGAUAGAUUGUAACUGGAGCAGGAAGAGGCAAGGAAGGGAUUUGUAAGGAGCAUUCCAGCUGUCCUGCCUCCACACAGUGGUGGAGUCAGCUAGAGCCUUGUGCAAUAGACUGUUGCUAGAAGAUUCACCUAAUUUCCUGGUGAUGAAGGGAGAAGACAGGGUUUCUGCAGUAGACUGGGAGGCAUGAGUAGGUGCUGGAACAUCUUGAGAUGCACCACAGAGAGUGUGUGGGGGACCCCUAAUUAAUACCCCACAAAGUGUGUACUGGAAGAUUGGAAAGUAAGCUUUAGAGAUUUGUUAUGGUAAUGAGGAGAUGACCUUUCCACCUCUAUUCGUAGGGGGCAUGAAGAAAUAGUUGCACUUUUUGUAAUUGUACAAGAGUUCUGUUCAGAUUCUGUUGAGUCUUAAGUAAGUUGGAAUAAGCUUAAUGUGAGAAUAGCAGUUGGCAGUUUGAUUUGUGGGUGAUACUGCUUCAGGCUAAUGCUAAAAAGCAUUAAAUAGAUUCUAGUCAGUCAGCAUAUCCUAACAGUGCAUAGGGGAGAGAGAGAGAGAGGAUGUCCUUAACUUCUGACUUGUGAAGCAGAAGAAACUCUAAAAAAAGGUGUAGAACUAUUAGCUGGGAGGUCCAAGUCCAAGAAGUAAUGCUAACCAAACUUCCCCCUUGUGUAGACUCAGGAGGGUACAGUUUCUUAUAAGCCCUGCAUCUGAACAGAGGGCCAUGUGAUGCAUUGCUGUGGUUUACACCAGCAGUGUCAAGUAACCAGGAGAGGUUAAUCUGACAAGAUGCAGAGGGUUUUGCUGUGCUGCCUGCUGACAGUUUUACUUUAUUCAGCAUGAUAUCAUCUGAGGUUACAGUUCUGUUUAGCUAGAGUUAAAAGGCUGCAGUGCAGCCAAGCUUGAAAAGUUUAGGCACUGCUCAUGAGAGUGACCCCACUAGCCUGUGAACAUCCACACACUAUUUAUGAUGCUUAGAAGGCCUGUUUGUGGUCAGGAAUGGAGUGCUGGGUGCUUUCUCCAUAGUAAGAAUGGAAUCCUACUCAGAACAAUAAUUAUUUGUAUUGUAUUCAGUUGUCUUUACAUUCAAUUUUGCAGCCUCCCAGCUGCCUGCUGUUGAUGUUUGAUUUUCAAUUAAUCUGCUACAUUGUUGUCUAAGUAAUCUCUCACUGGAGACAUGGGGAAAUUUUGUUCCCAUUUUACAGGUGUCACUCCAUCCAUCCUGAGUAAACAAAAGGAGUUGCUGUCAGUGCUGAGAUUGAAACCCAGUAGUUACCUGUGGAUUACAUCUUCUCCCCUUGUACCAUUUGCUGGCUCAAAAAAAAAAGUCAAAUGAUUUUUUUUCCCUUUCACUUUUCAGAGGAGCAAGAACAAAGUACAUUAACUGAACUGGCACACGAUAGCAUUGCACUUUGUUUUCUGUUGCCACGUCACUUUUCUGCUUGGAAUUUAGCCUGCCCUGAGAUUGCUUCUGCUCUCUUUUUGCUUAUGUAUAUACUGACAUUAGCUUGUUUGGAGAGAGCAGCUAGUGCUAGAUCAAAAUAUGUUUGUUUAAAUUAAUUUCUGCAGCUGAUUUAAACCAGCCUGCAGUGAAAACGAGUAUGAUUAUUUAGAUCCCCUUCUUUUUUCUGAAACUCUCCUCUAAGUGGGACAUAUGAAAAAGAGAGCUAUAUUUAGUCUAGAAAAUGAAGCUAAAAGAAAUUGAGCGAACAGCUGUGCAGGCAUGGAGUCCGGCAACCACCCACCCUAUUUACCUAGCAUCAGGAACAUCUGCCCAACAACUGGAUGCAUCCUUCAGUACAAAUGCCACCUUGGAAAUCUUUGAGGUUGACUUCAGGGAUCCCUCCCUGGACAUGAAGCAGAAAGGAACACUUCCUGCUUCAAACAGGUUUCAUAAGCUGAUCUGGGGGAACUUUGGAAAUGGGUCUGCAGAGUCCUCUGGAGUGAUCAUUGGUGGAGGGGAUAACGGAGUCCUGACGAUGUACAGUGUGCACCAGAUCUUGACUUCAAAGGGUGACCCUGUCAUUGGGCAGACAGAGAAGCAUUCAGGUCCUGUUCGAGCCCUUGACUUCAACCCUUUUCAGAGUAAUCUCUUGGCUUCCGGAGCCAAUGAUUCUGAAAUUUUCAUCUGGGACUUGAAUAAUUUUAGUGUGCCUAUGACUCCGGGGACUAAAUCACAGCCUCAUGAAGACAUCAGUGUGGUGUCCUGGAAUAGGCAGGUGCAACAUAUCCUGUCCUCUGCUCACCCCAGCGGCAAGGCUGUGGUUUGGGACCUCAGGAAGAAUGAGCCCAUCAUCAAAGUCAGUGACCACAGCAACAGAAUGCAUUGCUCAGGAAUGGCCUGGCAUCCAGAAGUUGCAACCCAGCUAGUCCUUUCCUCUGAGGAUGAUCGUUUGCCAGUGAUCCAAAUAUGGGACUUACGCUUUGCUACCUCUCCUCUUAGCCAGCUGGAAGGGCACACGAGGGGAGUUCUCUCUGUUUCUUGGUGCCAGGCUGACCCUGAUCUGCUGUUAAGUAGUGCCAAAGACAACCGGAUCUUGUGCUGGAACCCAAGUGUGGGGGAGGUGGUGUAUGAGUUGCCCAUUCGGAGUCAGUGGUGCUUUGAUGUCCAGUGGUGUCCUAGGAAUCCUUCAGUCUUCUCUGCUGCCACUUUUGAUGGGUGGAUCAACAUUUAUUCUGUUAUGGGUGGGAACUUAGAAGCUCAGCAGAAGACACAGGCUGACAAGAUCUCUUCCUCCUUCAACAACCUGGAUCCCUUUGGCACAGGACAGAGCCUUCCUCCUCUGCAGGUGCCUGAGCAAGUAACUCAGACCACCUUGAUUCCACCAUUGAAAAAGCCACCCAAGUGGAUUCGCAGACCUGUGGGGGUUUCAUUUGCAUUUGGAGGAAAACUGAUUACCUUUGGUCUUACCAAAGCUCCUGGACAGCAAAUGCAGCAGAUUUACCCACAUCAGGUAUUCAUCAGUCAAGUCACUACUGAAACUGAAUUCCUACUCCGAUCCAAAGAACUGCAGAUGGCCUUGCAGUCAGGGAACCUCCUUGAUUACUGCCAGGGCAAGAUCCAGACAGCCAAGUUGCCGUUUGAGGAGAACCUCUGGAACUUCUUGAAGGUGAAUUUGGAGCAGGAGUCCAGGACUAAACUUCUCAAGUUGCUGGGCUACAGUAAAGAGGAGCUUCAAAGAAAGAUUGCCUCAUGUUUGAGUAAUGGUAUCCCAGAUAAACAGCCCCUUCCCGAGGCAGGUGAUACAAAUGCUGCACCAGAUCAGCUUUUGAUGAAUUCCAGCGAUGAUGUAGCUGCUGUUUCUUCCUCUUCAGCCUUUUUUGAUAACCUCAUCCCACAGAAUAUGAGCACAUUGGAGAUUCCUGUCACAGAAGAUACAGAUGGACUCAUCAGCCAAGCCCUUUUGUUGGGGAAUUUUGAGGGUGCAGUGGAGCUAUGCAUGCGAGCAGAGCGCUUUGCUGAUGCCAUCAUCUUAGCUAUAGCUGGUGGGGAUAACCUCCUAAAGAAAACCCAGAAGCGCUACUUUGCCAAGCAGAAAACAAAUCUCUCCGUGCUGCUUUCCUCCAUUGUGCAGCAGAACUGGCAAGAUAUUGUUUGCACAUGUGAUCUACAGAGCUGGAAGGAGGCACUGGCCAUCUUGUUAACAUACUCAAAGCAUGAAGACUACACUCAGCUCUGUGACAUGCUGGGUGCCCGCCUGGAGUCAGAGGGAGAUGCAGCCCUGUCCAGUGAUGCCUGCCUCUGCUAUAUCUCAUCAGGCAAUGUGGAGAGGCUGGUGGAAUGCUGGGUAAAAAACCAUGAGACUUCGUCACCUCUUGCCCUACAGGACCUUAUAGAGAAGGUGAUGGUGCUGAGCAGGUCCGUUGAGAUCCUCCGAGGCACAGCAGGACCAGCACCAGGCCCUGUCUUGGCAGAACGCAUCACCCAAUAUGCCAGUCUCCUGGCAUCACAAGGAUGCUUGGCAGCUGCAAUGAAUUACCUACCCAGCAGCUCUAAAGAGCUCCUGAUUGAACAGCUCCGAGACCGGCUCUUUCAUGCUCAAGGAGAGAAUGUGGGUGAUCAGCAGCCACCCCCUUUUCCCUACACUCGUGUCAACGUAGGGGUCAUUAAACCUGCAGCAGCAAAGGGUGGUUCCACCCUUGAAGGAGCAGCCCACAAAGCAGGUCCCAGACAUCCAGAGAAGCCCAACUAUCAGUCAUCGUUUUCCCCUUCAGCACCAUCUCAGCCUUCAGUGCCUUCCCUCUUCACACCUCAGCCAGUGCCAGCGAUGUCUGUGACACCUCACCACAUUGCCCCUCCCCAGGCCAGCAUGGGUCCACAAACAAGUGUCUAUUCCAGAGGGCACCCAUACCCACAGUACAACUUGAGUUUGAAUCCAGCAACUGUCUCAGGGCCAGCUGUGUCACAGUCUCAGCCAUUUGCACCAGUGGGAGUCAGACCUGUUGGUCCUGCUCCCUUCUCCAGCCAGCCCUCUCUGCCAGGACAGUCCAUGUCCAUGACAUCUCCUGGUGUUCCACCACCCAGACCUGCCCUCUUCACUCCAGCCUCAGUCCCAUCAUCGCAGCUUCCUGCAGCUUGCCCUCUCCCUGUGGCAAGCCAGUCUCCUCUAGACUUCUCUUCAGCACCUUUCAACUGUCCCAUGAACAUGGGUUAUCCUCAGGGAGGUCCUGGAGCUCCAUCUACUAAACCACUGCCAGCAGCCAUUCCUCCUCCCCCUACCGGUUUCUUCCCUUGGCUAGAUCCCCACACGGAUCAUGCAGCUCAGGAAUCUUGGAGUGAUCCCUCUACUGGAAGAGGAGGCCUUCAAAAGAAAAAGUUGCCUGAGAAAUUUACUCCGCUGGCCCCUAUCACAGCUCCAGUAAUGGGCCUGCCUGCUGAACCCCAAGGGAUCCAUCCUCAGCUAUCCAGGUUGCAAGAAUCUGGCCAGUCACCCCCAGGAGCACCCAAGGAAGGCAGCCUACAGUAUCACCAGCUACCUCGGGAAAGCAUUGAGAGGAAGGAGCUGCCCCCUGAGCACCAGGCUUUGAAGACUACAUUUGAAGGGUUGGUGCAACGCUGCUCAGCUGUUGCCACUGAUCCAAAAACGCGAAGGAAGCUGGAAGAUGCGGUGCAGCGGCUGGAGUGUUUGUAUGAGAAGCUCCGUGAGCAGGCGCUCUCUCCAGCCAUCCUCAUGGGUCUCCAUGAAAUUGCCCGAUGCAUUGAGGCUAAGAACUACCCACAGGGUCUCCUGGUUCACACCCAAGUUGUGAGCAGCAGCAGUUUCAGUGAGGUGUCUGGUUUCAUGCCCAUCCUGAAAGUCCUCAUGACCAUAGCAGGCAAGCUGAAUGUGUAAAGUGUGGAGCAGCUGGAACAGUGGUCCAAGAGCUGGUGGACCGGCCCACCUGUUAAUGUGCUGCAGGUUGUGGACUCUCCUUCUGACUCUGGAGAAAUAGGUCUGUGCCAGUGCCUGGAACUGUGCUAGGCCACUAUGCCUGGCCCCAUCCACUUUCCAGAAGCCCACUGGUGCCUGCAGCUCCUGGAGACUGUUCUUUCUUCUUUCUUACUAGUCUGAGGCCACUUUUCAUCCCAAGGAUCUCAAUUUCAGGCUGUCCAGGUUGCACAGAGGUCCUUCUUCUUCCCUAUAUCCAUAGCACAAAGGGGAAACUCCUUCCCUUCUAGGCUGACACUGCUUUUUCAGGAAACAAACAGGGCUGGUACCUGCAGCACCACCACGGAAGAGCCUCAGGCUCUAUUCCCUGCUGCAGAGUAAACUCCCUGAGUGGUAGCUGGGCUGCCUUGGGAAUGUAAGCUGGUGUGUCCUCACUCUGUUGGGCUGCAGCAAGGAUCUCUCCUGGCUCCUUCUUUCUCUUCAUUCUCAUCCUUAACUCACUCUUUCACCCCUCUGCACCCCUAUCCUGCUACAGCUGGGGCUAACUAUUAGUCUACUCUGGGUCAGCUUUGGUUCUCUUUCUUCACCCACCUCUCUCAUUUUUAAAAGUCAAGUUUCCUGUUUACCCUCUAUCCACUUUCCUUUAUAUCUUUUCCCCCAUCAGCUGCAGGCUCAAGCCUAUAAUGUUUCAGGUCCAGGAAUGAUUUCCCUUUCCAGUUCCUGGGACUCUCCCAUUCAGGAAUGUUGGCAGGUUGUGCUCUGUGCGCUUCUCCCCAGAGCCAGUCACAUCCUGUCUCAUGGCUAAAAGCUGCCCUUUCAGCCUCCUGGCCUUUUUCACUUCUUUUAUUUUAGCACAGCUGGACUUUUACCCACUGGUGUUAUCUAAAGGCUUCCUACUUCAGGUUUUUCAGAUGGUCUAGGGACUUUAAGAGCAGCAGGGAUUGUUUAAGUCCCAUAAAGAUUUCCCUUGAGCUACCCUGAACAGCUCAGACUUGAGCAGGGAGAGACAGCUCAUUGCUACAGGUAUGAUGCAUUCAUACUGCCUACCGUUAGAUAGAUGCAAAGGUGGUUCUCAAAGGCCCUUUGGCACUAUAGUGGUAGGAAUAUGCUGCAGGAGAUGAUGCUGUCAGGACUUGAAGAUAUGGAUUGUGCUGAGACUUCUCAUCACUCUGGCAAUCGUUCUGGGAGUAGAUGAAUGAAGCAUAUCUGUUCUGAGGAAAUCUGGGAAGGCAUAUGGGAUUUCAGGGCACAUCUUUGUGUGUGUAUAUUUCCCUCUCUUCCUCCCUCCUUGCCUUCUCUCUCAACAUCCUACUUACUAACCAGGCAGCAUAAUCACUGAUCCAUAGCUGAGAGCAAGGCUUAUUCCCAAGAUUUGGAUGCAGCCAGUCCCUAUUUGCUCUGCUUGCUGCUUGAGUGAUAAUGUUAUCGUGUGCCUGCGAUUCAGUGACGUACACGAAAUCAACCUAGUCUACCAUGAGACUUAGGAGGAAGGAGAAUCAGAGAAGGGAGGAAGAGGACACGUCUCAUUCUCUCCUUUCCAGGUCAAAGUGCCUCCUUGUUUGCUGCUGUGUUGUUUCUAUCGCUGUGGUUUGAUGCACUGAGAAAUUACAGAACAGUGAAAUAAAAGCUGUGUUUUGUGAUGUUUUU